AGACUUUUUUCCUCCUUUCGCUUUCCGUUCUCGCAGCAUGGCGGCCCCCGUGGUCCGGCUGUGGCUCGGCCUUCAGCCGGGGGUUAGGACUUUGAGUACCCUCUCCGCCGCCGUGUCCCCGGCCACUCACGCUCGGAGACCUGGCCUGCGUACAAUAGAAAGAACAUCCAAAAGUGAAAGGCAGCUGAGAAGAAAGGCACUGCCUCCUAGGACAGAGAAAAUGGCUGUUGACCAGGACUGGCCUAGUGUUUAUCCUGUUGCAGCACCAUUUAAACCCUCCACAGUACCUCUACCUAUUCGAAUGGGUUAUCCAGUAAACAAAGGAGUGCCUAUGGCAAAGGAGGGAAAUCUGGAACUUUUAAAGAUUCCCAAUUUUCUGCAUUUGACUCCUGUAGCAAUUAAAAAACACUGUGAAGCUCUUAAAGAUUUCUGUACUGAAUGGCCAGCUGCACUAGACAGUGAUGAGAAAUGUGAGAAGCAUUUUCCGAUUGAAAUUGACACAGCUGAUUAUGUUUCAUCAGGACCAUCUAUUCGAAACCCUAAAGCUCGAGUAGUAACCUUAAGGGUGAAACUUUCCAGUUUGAAUUUAGAUGAUCAUGCAAAGAAGAAACUUAUUAAACUUGUAGGAGAACGAUACUGCAAGACCACAGAUGUACUUACCAUCAAAACAGAUAGGUGCCCUUUAAAAAGACAGAAUUAUGAUUAUGCAAUGUAUCUACUAACAGUUUUAUACCAUGAAUCUUGGAAAACUGAAGAAUGGGAAAAAAAUAAGACUGAAGCAGACAUGGAAGAAUAUAUAUGGAAAAAUAGUGCCUCAGAAAAAAAUAUCCUGGAAACACUUCUUCAAAUUAAAGCUGCUGAGAACACAGAAGUAAAUAAAGAAGAACUUCUUGGGUUCUUCAUGUUAUUUCAACUCUUUCUAUGUUCUGGAGCUCAUUUUGGCAAACCCAAGCUAGCAGAAAAAUACAAGUGGAUAUUAGCUGGUAUUCAUCUCUCUGAUGGCCCAGUUAGGGAUGCCACAACUCGAGAACGAGAUGAGGAUUAGGGCCUUGAAUUUCAUUGGAGUAAGUGGCAAAAUGAAAACUGCUUUUAAAAACAUUCCAUUCAUUUGUCAAUUCAGUGUUUGGUUUUGGUUUUGGUUUUUGUGCUGGGGUUUCAACCCAGGGCCUCCUGCAUGCUAAGCUCACUCUGUACCAUGGAGCUAUAUACCAGCAGCCCCAACUCAGUAUAUUACAAGUUACUUUUACCAUUUCCAAGUUGUUAACAGGUGAUUAAUUUAAAUCACAAUGAAGGAAUUAUUGAGAUUGCAUUUACCUAACAGAUGUAUUUUGCCUAACAGAAUUAGAGAAUAUAAAUGAAAGUCAAAAGGAGUUUCAAACCAGUUGUCUAAAAUAUUUGUAAAAUGAUAGUGUGAUUUGGUAGUAGUAAAACCAAAAGUCUACAGGUUAUAAAAAGGAUGAAAAUGUUGCCUGGAGUACCAAACAACAACAACAAAAAAGAAUGAGCAGUAUGUUGUGUUCCAAUUGGAUACAGACAGUGAAUGAAAUGCAAGACAGUUAAAAAUGACUUUUUCAAUCAUGUUAGAGCAUACCUGAAGAAAUAUGUCAGCAUAUUUAAAAUUCUGUGGUGUAAAGGAAAACAGAUACAGACAGAGUUGAAAAAGGAAAUAUUUUGAAAGCAGUAAAAGCUGAGGGGGUGAUAAUUUGCCAUCAUGUCAGGAGGCAUCAGUUGGGGUAAUCAUUCAGUGCAGAUGAAAGGUGAGGGAAUAGUACUAUGCAAAGAAGAAUUUGAUCUUGCCAAAGAUAGAUCUGGCCUUUGCUCUCUGCCUCUGGUAGGCAAUCUACAUCAUACCUGAGAGGAGUAUCUUUAUUUAGGGUGGGGGGCAGCCCCCAAGAAUCUGAGGGUGGGACCAGCCAUGCCAAAAAAUAAAUAAAACUCACAAUUCAGGGUGGGAGUUUUGGGUCACACAGUGUCAGUCCACCUAGCACCUGAGAUCAACUACCCCUGUGAUCUAGUCAGUUAUACCUGUGUGAUGGUUGCUUCUCUUGUGGGUGAUUUUAACCUGUGCUUUCACUAUGAUAAACCACACUGUGCAAGUAAUAACUUUCAUUGAAUUCUGCUAAGUUUUUCUAGUGAAAAAAAAAUUUUUUGUACUUGAGAUUUAACCCAGGAGUGCUUUGCCACUGGGCCAUAUCCCCAGCCCUUUUCAUUUUUUAUUUUAGGGACUUAGUUGCUAAAUUGCUGAGUUGCUUAAGGCUUAAUUGCUAAAUUGCUGAGAUUGAUCUAGAACUUACAUUCUCUUGCCUUAGCUUCCUGAGCUGUUUUGAUUACAGGGAUGCCCUAUUGUGCCCCACUCUCUAACCUGAGGGUGGUUUUGCAAUCACCUGCAAACUUAUAGUUUGUGUCAGAAGUGAGGACAGUGUUUGAUUUAGAUGUGGUGUUCCCUAAAAGCUCACGUGAGACAAUGCAAAAAGCUUCAGAAGAGAAAUGAUUGGGUUAUGAGAGUCUUAACCCAAUCAGUGAAUUAAUCACCUGAUAGGGAUUAACUGAAAAUUUAAAUUGAGGGUGGGACUGAAGGAUGUGAGAAUUGGGAUGUGGUUUGAGGGUAUGUAUUUCUAUCUCUCUGUGCUUCCCGAUCAUGAUGUAAGCUGCUUCCCUCUGCCACACUCACCCACCAUGAUAUUCAGCCUCACCUCUAGCCUUGAGGAAUAGAGCCAGCCUUCUAUGGACUAAGGCCUCUGAAACCGUGAUCCCCCAAAUAAACUUUUCCUCUACAGUUGUUCUGGUUAGGACCUUUUAGUCAUAGCAGUGAAAAAGCUGACUAAAACAGACAGCCUUGUAGGGGGCUGUGUCCUCUCAACUUUUGUAGUUUGCCAAUUCCAAGUAACUGACUUGAGGCUGAGGGUCAUAGCCAUUGACAAGUUCAACUGCCUAAACUGGGUAUGGUGGCACACACCUGUAAUCCCAGCAACUGGGGAGGCUAAGCAGGAGGAUUGCUAGUUUGAGGCCAGCUUGGACAAUGUGGUGAGGCCCUAAGCAACUUAGCAAAAUCCUGUCUCAAAAAACUAAAAAAGGGCUGGAGCUGGAGCCCAGUGAUGGAAUGUCUCUGGACUCAAUCCCUAGUCUCUGGACUCAAUCCCUAGUACUGCAACAGUAUCUCAAAACUUGUUGCCAUCAUUAUAAUUUUAGCAGUAAUGAAGUGGCUUUUUUUGUCAUUAAUUACCUCCUUGUCCUUUAAAAUCUGUUAGUUGAUACAAUAUAUACUAUGAACAUUAUCAUAUUCAUCCUUAAGAUAGGGACUCUAGGGUAUAUAUUGAUAGUGCAGUCAUUUCUUACCUCAAAUUCUGUUGUAUCAUUCAGAAGUUGCUUGAACACUUAGGCAACUAAGAAGUAGAUCAAAUCUGCUUUCUGAAUUGUGGGUUUUUGUUUUUUCUUUGCCUGUUUUCAUUCCAACCCAAGUAUGGUAGUGCAAGGCUAUAAUCCCAGCUACUUGGGAGGCUGGGGCAGUUUUGGUAUUUCAUAAAAUUGAACAGUUACAGACUUUUUUUUUUUUCUUUAAAAAGUCUGGUGAGUUAUAUUGUUAAGAAGAUUCCAUGGUUACUUCCUAAGUGGGCUUAACAACCUUAGCCUUAGUUACUGACUGGGCCCUCAGAUUUUUUAUUGUUUCUUAAUAAAAUUUUAAAUCUUA
Messenger RNA from Marmota monax (woodchuck), 3688 nucleotides. It is a transcript of the gene Mrps35, whose product is annotated as mitochondrial ribosomal protein S35. The transcript is spliced from 9 exons. Gene Ontology annotation, biological process: mitochondrial translation. NCBI's taxonomy places the organism in Eukaryota, Metazoa, Chordata, Mammalia, Rodentia, Sciuridae. Gene Ontology annotation, cellular component: mitochondrial small ribosomal subunit. The record is from RefSeq and is a predicted model, not a curated record. Gene Ontology annotation, molecular function: structural constituent of ribosome. Bases 38 to 1045 code for a protein of 335 amino acids.